AUGCACUGUACUACAUAUGCUCUACUUGUCUUCUUGACAGUCACGUUGAUCAAUUGUGUUCCAUUUGCUACUGACAAUGAAAACUUGGAUCAACAAGCUAUGCUUCACCGUGGUCUGCCUAGUUGUUCUGUAUGGUAUUGGUCUCAACCUAAUCCUGAAAUUCUUCUAGCCAAAACAUUAAAACCGCCAUGCAAUAUUUCACCUACAUUUCCUUCAACUUUGCCUGGUGGUUGGUCAGUAGAUCCAGGUUGUGAUGCAUCCCAACAACCAAAUACUUGUGAUUUGCAUAAAGGGGCUUAUGGUUGUUAUCGAAGUGCCUUAUCCACAACAGGACCAGGUGCUCAAGCAUGUUAUGAUAAAAAUGGUCAAUGGAUAUCAGAUCCUUGGAAAGGUGCUGGUACACUUGAUGCAGAAACACCAUUGGGUGACAUAAUUCAAGAAGCUAAACAUGUGGUUGCUGAUGUUCUUCCAUAUUACAGUUGCUGCAAAACAUCAAUUUUUUUUCAAACAUAUAAUUGUAAUCAUUACUACGAAAAACGUCCACCAGGACAAUGUCAAAAUUAA
Rotaria sp. Silwood1 is the source of this 564-nucleotide messenger RNA. Lineage: Eukaryota; Metazoa; Rotifera; Eurotatoria; Philodinida; Philodinidae. The record is from the annotation of a GenBank genome assembly.